Messenger RNA from Amoebophrya sp. A25, 848 nucleotides. NCBI's taxonomy places the organism in Eukaryota, Dinophyceae, Syndiniales, Amoebophryaceae. The record is from the annotation of a GenBank genome assembly.
CGCAGCUACCUGUGACAUGCAAGGACUGAGAACGAGAUCAACUAGAUUAGGCGCUGGCGCCUUCCUUAAGAUUGACGCACUUAUCGCACUCGUGUGAAAGUUCGUCUAUCGACUACAACGAACCCGCAGCCGCAAGCCCUUCGUGAUCAUAGUUAGAGCUGGUUGAUGAAGACCGGCUAGAUCUUCUAGCAUUAAAGAAUUUAUUAUUGUUCAUUUUGUACAGGCUCUACAAUUUACAUCUAUUCACGUCCGACCACUUUCCAGCAGUGCAGGUGUCUUGUUGCUUGUCAACUCUGCACCUGUUGCUGCUCAAUUAUUCUACAAUGCACAGACUAGGACCGUUUAUUAUUAUUGAACCUGGAGUGGAAGACUUUUUAUUUCAAUUGAGAAGUACGUAGUUCGAUAUUAAGGCAUGGAAAGUUUGGUCUUGAUUUAAUGAGUUCCCUUCUCAUGGUAUUAGUUUCAUUUUCUUGCUCAUGUUCGUCAACUACAUUCAUAAGCGUGCAAACGUAGACUUCCUAUCGCCUCAUCAUAGUCAACAUCAACGCACGUUGUCGCAUUUUCUUGAUCGCUCGCGUUCCUAGUAGGUCUGCUACCUCCUUAACGUUUUUGCCUGAUGAUGAUAUUCGCAGCUGGCAGCUCCCUCGGGACGCUCAGUGCUAACCUACCUAUCAUGCCUUAACUUCAGACUUCCUACUUUGAUUUGAGGGCAUAUCAUGAGAGAAGCCAUCCACUCGCUACAACAAUCAACAACCCACCCCCCACAGCAAGACAGUCUGAGCCUGGUCGUGCCCGUUUUAUCAGCUCUUGAUGGGAUGGAGCUGCGAGCGGAGAAGCAGGCUGGUGAU